UCUCAUUCCUCAUAAUCUUCUUCCCCACCUGCAAAUUUUCAGAAACUAUGGCAUUUAUGGAGGGCUCUGCAGCGGAUAUGCUGAUCAAGGUGGUGGUGUUCGCUCUUGUUCAAGGCCUGGUUUUUCUGAUCCUUAAGAGUUCUUCAGACGUGUUCUCCAAGAACAAGAUGAGAUCUCUCAGCUUCAAGCCUGCUCGGUCUGCUAGCAUUCGCCGCAUUCUUGCUGUCAUCUCGGAUUUGCCUGCCGGCGGCGAGGUGUCAUCGCGAUCAUCAAGAGGCCUGCUGGCACCCAGUACUGGAGAAUAUGCCACUGCUGAUGAGGAUAAAUACUAAGAGUUCUUCAGCAUUUCACAGUUGGUUAUGGCAGCUUGGCGUUUGUUUAGGAAUUGAUUCUUUUGUUCUUUGAAAUGGUAUUCUUUUUGGGGUUUGUGUGAAGUUUUGGUUUUGUAUUGAUAGAAAUAUUUCGUGCAUACAAUUGAAAUUAAAUAGUACUUACAUUGACCCACCA
Messenger RNA from Vitis riparia (riverbank grape), 507 nucleotides. RefSeq lists its product as uncharacterized. Lineage: Eukaryota; Viridiplantae; Streptophyta; Magnoliopsida; Vitales; Vitaceae. The transcript has a single exon. Bases 48 to 332 code for a protein of 94 amino acids. The record is from RefSeq and is a predicted model, not a curated record.